Molecule: messenger RNA, 1912 nt
Organism: Diceros bicornis minor
Lineage: Eukaryota; Metazoa; Chordata; Mammalia; Perissodactyla; Rhinocerotidae
Gene: TTC5
Product: tetratricopeptide repeat domain 5
Exons: 10
Coding region: 16-1422 (468 amino acids)
Molecular function (GO): protein binding
Source: RefSeq, a predicted model, not a curated record
CCUCCAGAGCCCUAGAUGUCGCUGUGGCUCCACGAAGGGGCGGGUAGGACUCUCUGUGGUCAUAAAGUUGGGGGCGGAGCAGCCGAGAGUGGUUGGGCAGUGAUGGCUGAUGAAGAGGAAGAAGUCAAGCAGAUGUUACCGAAAUUGCAGGAACUGGUGGAUCAGCUCUAUUCAUUUCGAGACUGCUAUUUCGAGACACACAGUGUUGAGGAUGCUGAGAGGAAGCAACAGGAUGUGCGGGAGGAGAUGGAGAAGACCCUGCAGCAGAUGGAGGAAGUAGUGGGUUCUGUCCAGGGCAAGGCACAGGUUCUAAUGCUAACUGGGAAGGCACUGAAUGUGACUCCUGACUAUAGCCCUAAGGCUGAGGAGCUUCUGUCAAAGGCUGUGAAGCUGGAGCCCAACCUGGUGGAAGCCUGGAAUCAGCUGGGUGAGGUGUACUGGAAGAAAGGGGAUGUUGCAGCUGCCCACACCUGCUUCUCAGGAGCCCUCACCCAUUGCAAGAACAAAGUUUCCCUUCAAAACCUGUCAAUGGUGCUUCGCCAGCUACGGACUGAUGCUGGAGAUGAACAUGCUCGCCAUGUCAUGGACAGUGUCCGACAGGCUAAGUUGGCCGUGCAGAUGGAUAUCCAUGAUGGUCGCUCCUGGUAUAUUCUGGGGAAUGCAUACCUUUCUCUUUACUUCAAUACUGGCCAGAACCCUAAGAUCUCCCAACAAGCCCUCAGUGCCUAUGCCCAAGCAGAGAAGGUUGACAGGACAGCUUCCAGCAAUCCUGAUCUUCAUCUGAACAGGGCAACGUUACAUAAGUAUGAAGAGAAUUAUGGGGAGGCCCUGGAGGGCUUCUCUCGGGCUGCAGCACUGGAUCCUGCCUGGCCUGAGCCCCGGCAACGAGAGCAACAACUCCUGGAAUUCCUGAAUAGAUUAACCAGCCUCCUUGAGAGCAAGGGAAAGGUGAAGGCCAAAAAGUUGCAGAGCAUGCUGGGAAGCUUGCGCCCAGCCCAUCUAGGCCCUUGUGGUGAUGGGCGCUAUCAGUCAGCCUCUGGGCAGAAGGUGUCCCUGGAGCUCAAGCCACUGAGUGCGCUGCGGCCUGGUGUGAACAGUGGUGCUGUGGUCCUGGGAAAGGUGGUGUUCAGCCUUACCACAGAGGAGAAAGUCCCCUUUACAUUUGGCCUGGUAGAUUCAGAUGGACCUUGCUAUGCAGUGAUGGUGUAUAAUAUGGUGCAGAGUUGGGGAGUGCUCAUUGGGGACUCUGUAGCCAUCCCCGAGCCCAACCUUCGGCUUCAUCGAAUUCAGCACAGGGGAAAGGACUAUUCCUUUUCCAGUGUUCGUGUGGAGACGCCCCUCUUGCUAGUGGUGAAUGGAAAGCCUCAGGGCUCCAGCAGCCAGGCUGCUGCCACAGUGGCAUCGCGGUCACAGUGUGAAUGAUCUUCCUUGACUUGCGUGUUAAAGAGGGAGUGGAGGCGAGGAGAAAAGCUCCAGGGCACCCGGCAGCUGGACCAGCCACAUCCAGUGUCUCAUCUAGAAUGGGGGGAUAUUUUAGAAGACAACUUGCUCUUCCUGUGCCCUGUAAGACACUUUGUGUCCAUUCUUUCUCUCCUGUUCUGUUCCAGCACUCUCCAGGGCCACAUACUCCCCUGGUAUAUCUCUGCUGCCUCUUUUGUUGCUCUUCUAUGUUUUAGGUAAAGAGCAUGGAAUUGGGAUCUUGCCAUGGGACAGAGUCCCCAAGGUUCCUGUUCUUGCCUCCUUCCUGAGCCUCAUGUGUAUAUAUCGUUUGAGUAUUUAUUGCUAAGGGAGGGGGCUUAGUUUUUUUAUGGUUUGGUUUUUGAGCAAUUUUUAUUUUAUUUUUACUUUUAAAAUUUAGAACCUUCCCCUUCUUUGGGGCUGGAAUGGAAUUAAAUUUGUUUGGAAGAAAAUA